AUGUCGUUUAUCUGUACAAUUAGCGGAGAACCGACAGAAGAUCCGGUAGUUUCUCCCGUCUCCGGACACGUUUUCGAUAGAACGCUAAUCACCAAAUUUAUCAUGGAAAAUGGAACGGAUCCUAUUACAAACACCGAAAUGGAUGAGGGACAGGUAGGUGUAAGAUGAAGUUUUUGGUAUGAAAAACAAAAAUCUUGCAGCUUGUCUCGAUAAAAGGCGGUGCAACAGGAAGUGCUCCACGAAAUGUGUCAGGAACUUCAAUCCCAUCACUCUUGAAAAUGCUGCAAGAUGAAUGGGAUACCGUGAUGCUUAACAGUUUUUCAUUACGUCAACAAUUGCAAAUCGCACGUCAAGAACUCUCUCACUCACUUUAUCAACAUGAUGCGGCUUGUCGAGUUAUCGCAAGAUUGACUAAAGAAUUGACAGCGGCUCGAGAAGCUUUGUCCACUUUGAAACCACAUACAGCUGGAGGACAUACACGAAGUGGAGAGAAGGAUAGAAUUGAAGAUGAAGUAAGUAUGGAUGAGGAAAAUGACGAUGGAAAUGGUGAACAAGGAGGGUUGAGUGAACAAGUUAUCGCAAAAUUGGAUGAAAAAUCGAAAUCAUUGACAGCUGAGAGAAAACAGCGGGGAAAAACGUUGCCAGAAGGAUUGGCAAAAGUCGAAGAAAUCGGGGAAUUGAAGCAGAUCUCCUCGCACACUGCAAUUCAUUCGACUGGAACACCUGGAAUCACUGCAUUGGAUAUUCGUGGAACAUUGGCGUUGACUGGUGGAUUGGAUAGAACUGCGAUCUUGUAUGAUUAUGAGAGGGAACAAGUUGUGCAGACAUUCAAGGGACAUUCGAAGAAGAUUAAUGCGGUGGUUUUGUUGGCGGAUAGGAAGACGGCGAUUUCGGCAAGUGCUGAUUCGCAUAUUCGAGUUUGGAAUUCGGAGGAGACUAGUGCUAAAGCUGUUAUUGAUGUUCAUCAAGCACCAGUCACUGGUAAGAGUUUUUUUUCGAUUUGAAUCACCCCAUUUCAAAUUUUUUAAUUGGGGUGAUUCAAGUUUCAUUUUUUUGUGGAAAAAAAAUGUCAAAAAAUAGUUUUUGGACAUUUUCUGAAUUGAAAUUUGUGUUUUUUUUCGACUUGAAAUACUCCAUAAGUCAAAAAUUAACACUUUCUGCAAAAAAAUGUUACUUGAAAGGAACGGCAAGAAAAAAAGGUUCUUUUUCACUAUUUUCAGUGAAGUUCACGAAAUUCCAGAUAUUUUUAGAUCAAAUUUGAGCCAAAAACGCUUUUUCCAGGUGUCUAAACUGAAAUUUCCCGUUUCAAGACAGUUUUUUGUUGAAAGUUAUUCAUUUUUCCGUCCAAAAUACCAAAAUAUGUACAUUUUCAAAUGGUCCGGCAGCCCCAUGUUAUAUAAUGAAAGUUUAUCACCUAAAUAUGUUAGUUUUGACUUAUAAAGCCCUUAAAAAUUCUCCGCGAGCCCUGCUAAAAAAUAAUAGAGGGAAAAGGAUAAAAUCCUAGAUCCCGUGGGCUCACGGAGCAUUUUUAAGGCUUUUGAAAGCCAAAGCUCAUAUAUUUAGGUGAUAAACUUUCAUUAUAUAACAUGGGGCUGCCGGACCAUUUGAAAAUGUUCAUAUUUUGGUAUUUCGGACGGGAAAAUGAAUAACUUUCAGCAGAAAUUGUCUUGAAACGGGAAAUUUCAGUUUAGACACCUGAAAAAAGCGUUUUUGGCUUAAAUUUGAUCUAAAAAUAUCUGGAAUUCCGUGAACUUUCACUGAAAAUAGUGAAUUUCAUCAAAAAGAACCGGUUCUUCCAUGUUUUAUUGUUUUUUUUUUCUUGUCGUUCCUUUCAAGCAACAUUUUUGAUAAGCCUACAAUUUUUUUUUUGCAAAAGUGUUAAUUUUUUCAUGAUUUUUGAUCGAAAAUGACAGCGUAAACGCGGAGUAUCGUUUGAAAUGCAUAAAACUACGAUGCUCCGCGUCUGCACCUCGAAAAAAUAAGGGAAAUCGAAUUUUUUAAAUUUACAAACGAUACUCCACGUUUACAUUGCCUUUCAAAGUUUCUAAUUCCACCAAAAAUUCAAUUUUUUUGCAGAUAUUUCUCUGAACGCAACCGGUGAUUAUAUUCUCUCCUCAUCCGAUGAUUCAUAUUGGGCAUUCAGUGACAUUCACACUGGAAAAACAUUGACAAAAGUCGCUGUGGAAAAAGAUUCCAACAUCGCAAUUCACUGCAUCGAAUUCCACCCAGAUGGUUUGAUUUUCGGAACCGGAACCGCUGAUGCUGUCGUCAAGAUUUGGGAUUUGAAAUCGCAAUCGAAUGCCGCCAAUUUUCCGGGACACAAUUCGUCGGUUCGAUCGAUUGCCUUCUCGGAAAAUGGUUAUUAUUUGGCGACUGGAAGUGAUGAUGGAGAAGUUAAAUUGUGGGAUUUGAGAAAAUUGAAGAAUUUGAAGACGCUUGCCACUGAACAGAAACAACCGGUAAGGUUUUUUGACAUUUUUCAUCCAAAAAUUCAGAAAAAUUAUGAUUUUCAUAUCAAAAUUCUCCAAAAAUGCUCCAGAGCUCAAAAAUAGGCUCUGGAGCUUUAUUAUAGGCUGUAAAAAUCAAAUCUCGACUGAAAAUCAUCGAAUUUUGCUCUAGGGCCCAAAAUUGAGCUUGAAACUACUGAAUUUCGAGCACCCGGGUUCAAAAUCCUAAAAAUAUUGCUCCAGAGCUCAAAAGUAGGCUUUGAAGUCGAAAUUUUGGUAAAAAAUCAUAUCAAAAUGCUCCAGAGCUCAAAAAUGAGCUCCAGAUUUCUGAAUUUCGGGAUUCCGAGCUCAAAAAAUGAUCUAGGGCUCAAAAAUAGGAUUUGAAGUCGAAAUUUAGACUAAAAAUCACAUAGGGCUCAAAAAUGAGCUCCAAAUGUGUGAUUUCCGGCUCCCAGGCUGAAAAAAUGCUCCAGAGCUCAAAAAUAGGCUUUGAAGUUGAAAUUCAAUCUUAAAAUUAUCAUAAAAUGCUCCAGAGCUCAAAAAUUAUCUCCAAACUUCUAGUUCUUGGUCCUCAGUCUCAAAAAAUGCUCCAGGGCUUGAAAACAUGCUCUGGGGCUCUGUUUAAAUCGAAUUUCGACUGAAAAUCGUCCAACUUUGCUCCGAGGUUCGAAAAUGAGCUCCAAACUUCUAGUUUCCGGCUCUCAGUCUCAAAAAAUACUCCGAGGCUCAAAAUUAAUAUAAAAUUCAUCAGAAACCCUGAAUUUUUGAAGUUCAUUUCUAUGAAUUUGAUGAAAAUCUACACUUGUGAAGUUAAUGUAACUCAAAAUCUUCCCUCCAAAAAUCUUUAAUUUUUUUGCAGAUCAACGAACUCUCGUUCGAUAUGACUGGAACAUUCCUCGCAAUCGGCGGUCAAAAUGUUCAAGUAAUCCACGUGAAAACGUGGCAAGAUGUGGCAAAUCUAAAUGAGCACACAGCUCCAGUCACCGGAGUUCGAUUUGGUGAAAAUGCGCGAAGUUUGGUGACAAGUUCAAUGGAUAAAUCAUUGAGAAUAUUCUCGAUUUAA
Molecule: messenger RNA, 3510 nt
Organism: Caenorhabditis angaria
Lineage: Eukaryota; Metazoa; Nematoda; Chromadorea; Rhabditida; Rhabditidae
Source: the annotation of a GenBank genome assembly